AGUUCAGACCCAGGGUGUAUGCUUUGGAGUGAGUGCAUGUGUGACAGGGCAGAAAGAAAGACAGUCAUAUACCUGGGAUUAAGCAAGAGAAGAGGCUUAUCUUCUGCUUCUGGAAGGGUUAGAAAAAAGUACUGAAUUUUCCUGAAGUGCAAGAAGCCUUUUUCUCUUUCAAGAGUCUUUGAAACUUGUCCUAAAGUCCCUGUAGGGGUCCUAUUAUUAUUUGCUUUUUCCCUCAGGAGGACUGUCUUUACAUACGCUUCAACUGUGAACACAUUUACAUUGCCCAUUUGGCCAGCCCUGAGUUCCCCAACUGCCAACUGCUGCGAGAGUUUCACAGAGACACUCCAUACCCUGAGAGAGUGCGGGGCCUAGCUGUUGAGGAUGAAAUGGUUUAAGAAGAAGCCGGAGGCCAUGGUAGGUCCAGAACCCACAGGGACCAGCACCGUGACCACGCCCCCCACCCCUGCUGCCUCUACAGUGGCUGACAACUCCACGGGAGCUGAGGGUCCAGGCAACAAGAAUGACGUCUUUGAGGAGAUCAAGAGCAAGUUCCUCAAUGAGAUUGACAAGAUACCGCUUCCUCCUUGGGCUCUAAUUGCCAUCGCUGUGGUAGCAGCCCUCCUCAUCCUCACCUGCUGCUUCUGCAUCAUCAAGAAGUGCUGCUGUAAGAAGAAGAACAAGAAGAAGGGCAAGAAGGACAAGGGUGGCUUCAACAUGAAGAAUAUGAAGGGGGAUGAGAAACAACAGGAUGACGAUGAUGAUGAUGCUGAGACAGGACAGACAGAGGAGGAGAAGGAAGAAGAGGAGAAAGAGGCGGAGAAGCUAGGAAAGCUGCAGUACUCCCUCGACUAUGAUUUCCAGGACAACAAGCUCACAGUGGGCAUCCUCCAGGCCGCAGACCUCAUCUCCAUGGAUACAGGUGGCACGUCCGACCCCUAUGUAAAGGUUUUCCUCUUACCAGACAAGAAGAAGAAGUUUGACACCAAGGUGCACAAGAAAACGUUGAAUCCUGUCUUCAACGAGACCUUUGUUUUCAAGGUUCCCUAUCAGGAGUUGGGAGGAAAGACCCUAGUGAUGUCUGUCUAUGACUUUGACCGCUUUUCCAAGCAUGACAUCAUUGGGGAGGUGAAGCUGCCCAUGAAUACAGUAGACUUAGGCCAGCCCAUUGAGGAAUGGAGGGAUCUUGAGAGUGCUGAAAAAGAGGAGCCUGAAAAGCUGGGGGAUAUCUGCAUCUCUCUCCGCUAUGUCCCCACGGCUGGCAAACUCACCAUCUGCAUCCUUGAGGCCAAGAACCUCAAAAAGAUGGAUGUGGGUGGUCUGUCAGAUCCCUAUGUGAAGAUCCACUUGUUACAGAAUGGUAAGCGACUGAAGAAGAAGAAGACCACAGUGAAGAAGAACACACUGAACCCCUACUACAACGAGUCCUUCAGCUUUGAGAUCCCACUGGAGCAAAUGCAGAAAAUACAAGCGGUGAUCACAGUGCUUGACUAUGACAAGAUUGGCAAGAAUGAUGCGAUCGGCAAGAUCUUUGUCGGUAGCAAGGCAACAGGCACAGAGCUGAGGCACUGGUCCGACAUGUUGGCCAACCCCCGCCGCCCCAUCGCCCAGUGGCACCCACUCAAGCCCGAAGAGGAGGUGGAUGCCACCCUAGCAGCUCUGGCUGGCAAGAAGUAACUCCUCUCCCCCCAACAACACCAAGAUAACUUGCUAAGCAAAUAACUCAAUAUCCCAUAUUGCAUGAAUUCCGUGGAUUACCAACAGACAUGGUCAAACACUAAAAAAAGAAAACAUAAACCAUAAUAGUAGAAGAUUAUUAGUGACAUUGAAUGACACUUCUUUAACUUCAAAUGAUUUAAUAAUUUGAUUCACAUGUACACCAAGCAGGAGAUGGAUAGAUUAGUUUAUUCAUUCAGCUGAAAGGUACCUUUUGGAUGUUAUUUGUCAUUUGGAACCUUGAGGCAAGUUUUCUGUGCACUAAAAUCUACAAAAGAGGCAAAAAGAAUCUGCAAAUGAUGGGGGUUAGGUGUAUUUUAUGACUAUCGUAGAAUAGUUGUCAUCUCACAGUAUUGCUCUUUCUACUCUGCUAAAAGUUUGCCAAGUGCAGUCAGGGGCGCCAUGUUGUAAUGUGUGCUAUGGAGAUGCAAUCGCUCUUAAGAUGUUCUCAUUUACUACACCAAAUCCAGUUUUGUGAUUUGUUCUCCAUUCUUUUGUUUGGGAUGUUGACAGCAGGCUGGGAUGAAAGCAUGGAAAAGAAAAGAUACAUGUAUCUAUGAACUCUCCCGAGUGAACACAAUUUCACAACCACACAUAGUGAUACUAAUUUUUUUCCCCCUGUGUCUUCCUGUAAUCAAAGAGGUGAUAAUAUGUAAACCCUUCUUAGAGACCAACGUGCAAAUGUUUCACUCACUUUCAUAAAUCUGAGGCCAAAUCACUACUCAAUGAAAUAUUAUCAUAAAAAGCUGAGGACGAUUGCAUCUCUGAGGCAGUAAUAUGACCACAACUCCCUGUGCCUUCAGAUUUAGAGAUCAUGUGAUCAGCUGACACGUCUAUUUUUUUGAAUCUAUGAUUUUGUGUAUUUGUUGGGGAACCACGUCUUCCAAAUGAAAGGCCAAGUGAACCUUUGUCUUAAAGACUUUACAAUAAGGACCCUGCAAAUUUGAGAUUUGUUUGGUGUCUAUUUUACUGCCUACAGUCUACCACCUGCCAGUUCAAUGCCUUCAGACUGACAAUAAGUCCUGACCACUCUCACAAAGCAUGAAUUCACAGAGUCAAAGUGAUAUGUAUAUCUGUCUUUCAGAAAAUCCUUCAAAUAUAAUAAGCACUGAACCACUGAGGUUCUUCUGAACUAUUGGGUAACCCCAUCUAUUAGGUCAGUGGUUGUUGGUUGGUGUCUUUUAUUUGAAAUCAGCAAUUAGCUUCACACUUGAGAGACCCCAAAAACAAACACCCACAAAGUGAAGUGGUUGCUUCUCAGAGAAUUUCAUUUUAUAUUUAGUUUUUUUUGUUGCUUAUUUAUUUAUUUCCAAAUUUGUCUUUUGACUUGUUGAAGCAAUCAUAUGUUUCUGUCUUUUAAAUAUGUAUGAAAAUGUCCUCUGCCCUUUACGAACCCUUCACUAACUAAAUUCCAAUCCAGGUUAUACAGUGCCAAUUUGUGAACUGACCUUUCUGGCACAUGUUUUGCUACAGUGUGAUGUAUGAACGUAUGGAUCCAUUGCCCGUGUGUGUCUUCUUUUAUAGAUAUUGCAGCUAGCCAAAAGCACCACUGCCCUUGCAUUAGAAGUUGUGUUCCAACAUCUAGCUUGCAACAGUGAAGCAGUCAUUUCAGUGGUUUCAGAAUGACUCAUUGUGGCCAAAAGAGAGGCUAAAGCCUAUCUGGGUUUGUUUGAAAGAAGAGUUCAAUCAGUAUUUGUAUUUCAGUGAGGCUUAAACACUUGAGAUGCCCCACCUGAAAAUAACAAACAAUGUGUUCACAUUUUUCAAGACUCCCAUUUUGUACAUUUAAUAAAGAAAAUCUCCAUUUCAUAAUGGCAAUCUUUGUCUCCACAGCCAAUAUUUUCUAUAGUUUCAGGAGAUGGAACCAUAGAUGCCACAUUUUUGAUACAUUUCAUAAAAUAGAGAAUAUUGACUGUGGAGGCUGGAGAGGCACACAUAUCACAUGUUUCAAUACAUUUCAUAGAAUAUAAAAUAUUUACUGUGGAAAGAGCAGAACCACACAUAUCACAUUUUCAUUGGUGGUCCAUCAGACCACCGUGCUGAUUUGCCAGUUAUUCAUCUUUCAUUCCUGGGUUCUCAUGUUUUUUGUAUAAGAAAUCCAGUUUGACAUGCACCAUUUUGUUUGUAGAAAGUGCAUUUCAACAUCUACCAAUUACUGUACGAAAAAAAAAACACCUGACAGAAAGUUAGACUUUAUCUGACUGUUUUAUUAAAAUUCUUCAAUGUGGAUAGAAAAUAUAGAGAAUUUCUUAAGCGAUUCAUCCAAAUGUUGUCUAGAUUGGUAACGCUGGAGAGGAGUUCUUUUUGUGUGCAAAUAAAAGAGACAGGUUAUUAUGUAAGGAUGAGUUUGUUCCUACAUGACUGUUCCUUGUCUGGUGCCAAAGUGAUGAUGACACAUAGCCAGAUGAUGCCAUGCUAAGGUACUAGUUAAGUAACAGUUUUUAGAUGUUCAGGACCAGUUUGUAAGUAUGACAAGCUGGGUAGCCAUUGUACUCUUUACUAGCCUGUGAAUCUGAUGAUCAUAGCAGAUGGCUCCUUUUUAAAAAAAUAUAAUGGAAUGGUCGGAUUUUUUAUUGAUUCUAAUUGAAGAGUCAAGUCUUACUGAAGGUGUCAUGACUAAAAAGCACUUUGAGUGAAAUGAUGUGUCAAAUGAUGACAAACACUUCAACUUCCACCACAAAUGAUUUCACAUUUUCAUUCAUGGUUUAGUUUCUCCAUAGCUCAAAAAACCAGAAAAAAUGUUAUGAAGGAAAACUGAAAAACAACAUACAAACAAUCAAGCAAUCCAUUAGUGCAUAGUUUUGCUCCCCACCCCCUCUAUCUCUUUAUAAAUAUAUACAUAGAUGAAAUUUGUUAAUAUUGCAUGUUUCUAUACAAUACUGUAAAUAGCCGCAUGUUUUAAAGAAGAGCAAAUAUAUUGUGUAAGUGUGUCAUUUGUCAUUUUGAUAAUAAAAUGGAGAAAUUCUCCAAAUGUAUAUUUUCUGUACUUUUCAAGAUGGGUAUGGGACAGAGUGUAAAAAUAUACAUAUGUAAUAAUAAUAUUCUGACUCUGUCCCCACCUUUCCUAUAAGAGUGUUGUGUAGCUCUGUGUGUGAAUUAAUUUAAGAGUAUAUUGUAGCAUGCCAGCUAUAUUUUGUGAAAACUGCUCUAUUUUUUAUUUAGUUUGCUAUGCAGGUCAACAAACAAUAAUCAAAGACAUCUGCUUAUAUAUUGGGGGUUCCAAGUAAAAAAUUAAGAAAUAAUUAAAUAAAAUAAGCCAUUACUUGAUUACUUGUC
Molecule: messenger RNA, 4989 nt
Organism: Megalops cyprinoides (Indo-Pacific tarpon)
Lineage: Eukaryota; Metazoa; Chordata; Actinopteri; Elopiformes; Megalopidae
Product: synaptotagmin-2-like
Exons: 11
Coding region: 382-1674 (430 amino acids)
Biological process (GO): regulation of calcium ion-dependent exocytosis; synaptic vesicle endocytosis; cellular response to calcium ion
Cellular component (GO): synaptic vesicle membrane; axon; dense core granule
Molecular function (GO): calcium ion binding; syntaxin binding; phosphatidylserine binding
Source: RefSeq, a predicted model, not a curated record